This is a messenger RNA of Mya arenaria, 450 nucleotides long. RefSeq names its product galanin receptor 2b-like. Gene Ontology annotation, molecular function: G protein-coupled receptor activity. NCBI's taxonomy places the organism in Eukaryota, Metazoa, Mollusca, Bivalvia, Myida, Myidae. The coding region runs from base 1 to 450 and encodes 149 amino acids. Gene Ontology annotation, cellular component: membrane. The transcript is spliced from 2 exons. The record is from RefSeq and is a predicted model, not a curated record. Gene Ontology annotation, biological process: G protein-coupled receptor signaling pathway.
AUGCCGGACAAUUCAACGCAUGAACAGUUGCAAACAGAAGUUUCAGAAGAAAUAGCAGUUCCAGCCUGGGUCUCCGCGAUAACCACGGUCGCCCUCACGCUAGUGUUCCUUUUGUGUAUUUCCGGUAACUCCCUCGUGGGCGCCGUCCAGUUGCGUCAGACGCGCCGCUCAAGCACGGACUAUUUUGUGUUGACCAUGGCAGUUUUCGAUUUCGUCGCUGGUCUGACGCUUAUCCCAUGGAUGGUGUUCGCGCUUCACCACCGUGUAUGGCUAAUGGUCGCCAGUGACACCAUGUGUAAACUAUAUCAUUACUUCCGGUACUCGGUUAACAUUGCCAGCACCACCCUUCUGUCCACAACUGCGGUUGACCGCUACUUUAAGGUCAGAGGUGGACGUUUCCACUUCAAUGUUAUCUGGAGCUGGGACGGUAGGCUCUGUAACGCCGCAUAA